Messenger RNA from Colletotrichum graminicola M1.001, 510 nucleotides. RefSeq lists its product as uncharacterized. NCBI's taxonomy places the organism in Eukaryota, Fungi, Ascomycota, Sordariomycetes, Glomerellales, Glomerellaceae. The coding region runs from base 1 to 510 and encodes 169 amino acids. The transcript has a single exon. The record is from RefSeq and is a predicted model, not a curated record.
AUGGCGACAAGGCUCGGUUUCAUCUUCAGCUUUCUUGCCUUCCAGGCGCUCUCAUUCCCGGCUGAGUCGCCUCAGCCCCCGAGCCCGGAGACUUGGUCCCUCAUGAGCUUCCGGCGUGCCUGCUCGGAAGAUCAGGCGAAGUGCACUUACAGCUUCCUCAUCUCCGAAGACCCGGCAAUAGCCCCCAGGUAUUGCAACUUCACCAUCGAGGCAGCGGGCGGACUCCCUGCGUACCAAACCGACUUCUCGGCCCUCGAAUGCCCUGACGCCCCGGAGUACACGGUCAACGGCGGCUGGGACGAGCAAAAGUUUGUUACCCUGACGGUCAUCAACCAGCAGAGGGGUCUUCUAUCCUUCUUUUCGGCCAGGGAUUCGGAUCUUUGGGCUGGCAACGAAGUCAACCCACAGACCUCCGAUGUCUUCAAUCACCCAAUUCCCACCAAGCGAGAGAUGAUGCAAAUAGCGGAAGACAAGACCAAGAAAGACAAGGCUGAGGACAACAAGGCCUAG